This is a messenger RNA of Salmo salar (Atlantic salmon), 2272 nucleotides long. RefSeq names its product pre-mRNA splicing tri-snRNP complex factor PRPF4 (gene prpf4). Gene Ontology annotation, molecular function: U4 snRNA binding; U6 snRNA binding; protein binding. Gene Ontology annotation, cellular component: U4/U6 x U5 tri-snRNP complex. Gene Ontology annotation, biological process: mRNA splicing, via spliceosome. The record is from RefSeq and is a predicted model, not a curated record. Lineage: Eukaryota; Metazoa; Chordata; Actinopteri; Salmoniformes; Salmonidae.
AUACGUUAUAACUGGAACCUCCAUCAGAAGCUAGCCAGUUAACUAGCUAAUAGUCACUGUUAGCCCUGCUAGCGGACUUAAUCUUUAGCUCGGUCACCAGCCAGCUUUAGCUCGGUCAAUACCUGCAAGUCUGCACAGCGCGAUAUCAGACUGCUUUUCUCCACCAUGUCAUCGGAUUCCUGCUGCAAGCUCUGAGCCAUUACACCGGAUCAUCGCAGCUAGCUAGCUGCAAAUGAUUGGCUAACGCCUCUGUCCCGAAGCAAGCACCAGUUAGCCUUGAGCUAGCCUCGAGCUAUGCCCAUCUCCCGGCUAGCCGAAGAGGGCAGUAUCUUUGUGGUAAACAGUGGGACUAUACAUAAGGACCAGAGAUGUCUGACGAUGAAGAAGCUCCGCUGGUGAAGAAGACCAGGAUCUUCUAUGGCAGUUUGGAGGAGAAGGAGAGGGAGAGGCUGGGACGAGAGGCCUCUGGGUCAGGCAAAGAUUCUGUCAAAGCAGGAAUCGAGGCUGGCAACAUCAACAUCUCCAGUGGCGAGUCCCUUGAACUUGAGGAACGUGUGACUGAGCGCCAGUCUGAGGUAUUGGCUGACUUUGAGCGCAGAAAGAGAGCAAGACAAAUCACAGUAUCCACCGACGACGCAGAGGUCAAAGCCUGCUUACGGGCCCUCAGGGAACCAAUCACACUGUUUGGGGAGGGGCCUGCUGAGAGACGAGAGAGGCUAAGGAAUAUCCUCUCUGUAGUGGGUCCAGAUGCAUUGAAGAAAUCGAAGAAGGACGAUGAGAAAUCCAAACGCUCCCAAGAGGAGUGUCAGCAGACAUGGUACCAUGAAGGGCCGACCACUCUUAAGGAGGCAAGGCUUUGGUUGGCCAGAUACUCUCUGCCCAGGGCCGUCAAAAGGUUAGAAGAUGCCAGAGCUCACAGGGAGAUCCCAGAAUCUACACGGACAGUCCGGACGCAAGAACUUCACAAGACGCUCAGGAACCUGAAUAACUUCUGCAGUCAGAUCGGUGACGACAGGCCUAUAUCCUUUUGCCAGUUCAGCCCCAACUCCAAAAUGCUGGUGACCGCGUCUUGGAGUGGCCUGUGUAAACUGUGGAAUGUUCCUGACUGUACCCUUGUCCGUACCCUUCGAGGCCACAACACCCAUGUGGGGGCCAUCUGUUUUCAUCCUCAGGCCACUCUGACUCUGGAGGACUCUGAUGUUAACAUGGCCUCCUGUGCUGCCGACGGCUCCGUCAAACUCUGGAGUCUGGACAGCGACGUGCCUGUCGCUGACAUCGAGGGCCACUCCAUGAGGGUGGCAAGAGUAGCCUGGCACCCCUCUGGAAGGUUCCUGGGCACCACCUGCUAUGAUAAUUCGUGGAGGCUGUGGGACCUGGAGGCCCAGGAAGAGAUCCUGCACCAAGAGGGACAUAGUAAAGGAGUCCAUGACAUGCAAUUCCACCCUGAUGGAUCUCUGGCAGCUACUGGGGGUCUGGAUUCAUUUGGCCGUAUUUGGGACCUUCGGACCGGGCGCUGUGUGAUGUUCCUGGAGGGCCACCUCAAAGAGAUCUACAGCAUCGACUUCUCUCCCAACGGCUACCACGCAGCAACAGGAAGUGGGGAUAACACCUGUAAGGUGUGGGACCUGCGUCGCAGGAAGUGCAUCUACACCAUCCCCUCCCAUCAGAACCUGGUGUCCUCUGUCAAAUUCCAACCCAAUAACGGUCACUUCCUCCUGACUGGGGCCUAUGACAACACAGCCAAGGUGUGGACCCACCCGGGCUGGUCCCCGCUGAAGACCCUGGCGGGCCACGAGGGAAAGGUGAUGGGCGUGGACAUGUCCCCUGACGGACAGCUCAUCGCCACCUGCUCCUACGACCGCACCUUCAAGCUCUGGAUGUCAGAAUGAGGAGGGGAGGGAGGACAACUCGUAGAAAUAGAAUGUACCAUAGAAUGUCAUUCUAUUUCUAUGGCAAUACCUGACUGUCAUUCCAUUCAAGUAGAAGAAUGUUGAACCAAGAUCUGUAAAAUGUUAACUUCUCGAUUGAUGGAUUAAUCUGAACAUCCUAAAUAUUCGGAAUUUGUCUUGACAUUUAGUAGAUUGUUCGAUUUAUUAUUGAACAACAUUUGAGGCUAUUAAUAUCUACAACUUUGAAGUUGUGGGUAUACUUUGUCCUUUCUCCCAGAUAUUUUUGUUUGUUAAUAACAUUGUUUUAGGUGAUUUUUAAACACGAGUAAUUUGGUGUCAAGUUGAUCCAAUUGCCUUUUUUUAAAUAAAAACAAACUCACUAA